Molecule: messenger RNA, 724 nt
Organism: Drosophila persimilis
Lineage: Eukaryota; Metazoa; Arthropoda; Insecta; Diptera; Drosophilidae
Gene: Ilp3
Product: probable insulin-like peptide 3
Exons: 2
Coding region: 82-474 (130 amino acids)
Cellular component (GO): extracellular region
Molecular function (GO): hormone activity
Source: RefSeq, a predicted model, not a curated record
CCUACAGUUGUGGCGUGGAAAGUUGAGAGACAUCUACUCCGAGUCAGAGGAACAGGAGAGUGAGCCCCACAAUUGUGCACCAUGCAGCAGACCAAGUCGAAGAGCUUAUACCUCGUCCUAAUUCUUGUGGGGCUGGUGGUGAUGGGACAGCAGACCGCAGCAGACAUGUAUCUUUGCGGCACCGAACUGAACGAUGCCCUGUCCACCAUGUGUGGCCGCCAUGGCUAUAACCGGAUGCUGAAGCGGUCUUUCGAUCCGACGGACUACAAUGAUAUCGAGGGUGGAUUCGGAUUGGCCAGAAUGGAAUUUGAUGAUCGCUCGCUUCUCCAUCGAAUGCUGGGCGAGAGCGCCGCUCAGCUGAUGAAGACACGGCGUCGUCGUGUCGGGGUCUCCGACGAAUGCUGCCUGAAGCCGUGCUCACUUGGAGAGCUCCUCAACUACUGUGCCAAGCCGCCUGGGCAGUAUGGGAACUAAUGGAGCACAACUGAUGAUAUCUGGAAGCUAAUGAAUAGAACUGAAUAGCCUGGGAUAAUGUGAAUCGGCAGAUAGAUAUAUAUAUAUAUACCUAUAUAUAAAUACAUAUGUAUAUUUUAAUUAUUUACUAUCGGAAAUUGGAGGAGACCGGGUUGAUAGCAUGUAUGUUUGUAUGUACUACCUAUAGGGCCAUGAAUAUUCCACCUCUCUAUAAAUUAUUAAAUAAAUUAUCCAUUCAAACUGCUGCAGA